AUCGGACUAAGAGGAAAUGUUUGGUCAGAUCGUAAUAGGCCCACCAGGAAGUGGCAAGUCUACUUAUUGCUACGGAAUGCACCAGUUCCUUCUGGCAAUAGGUAGGAAACCUAGUAUCAUAAAUCUUGAUCCUGCAAACGAUCUGGUUCCUUACCCAGUGGAUCUUGAUAUCCGCGACUACAUCACUGUGGAAGAAAUCAUGGAUGAGCUUAGUUUAGGACCUAAUGGCUCACUCAUGUAUGCCAUGACAAACCUUCUGGAUCAUUUAAUUGAAGAGUUUAUUCAGGAAGUUAAAGAGCUUGUGAAGUCUGGGAGCUAUUUAGUUUUUGACUGUCCUGGUCAAGUAGAACUCUUUACUCAUGAUAACUCGAUGUUCAGAUUGUUUAAGAAGCUAACAAAGGCCGACGACUUGAGACUAUGCUGUGUGAAUCUAGUGGACUCCGUUCAUCUUGUGUCUCCAUCUCUGUACAUUUCGGUGCUUCUUUUAAGUUUACGAUCAAUGUUACAAAUGAAUAUGCCACAGAUAAACGUCAUCUCCAAAAUCGAUAUGAUCAAGAGCUACGGUCAGUUACCAUUCCGGUUGGACUAUUAUACUGAGGUUCAGGACUUGAAGUAUUUAAGUCCAAUGCUUGAGAAGGAGUCAAAUUCGCCAUUGGGAAAACGGUUUGUGCAUUUGAGUGAGACAAUUGGUGAUAUUAUUGAAGACUUUAAUCUAGUGUCAUUUGAAGUGCUAAGUGUUGAAAAUAAGAAGAGCAUGAUUAACUUGUUAGCUGUGAUAGACAAAGCAAAUGGGUACAGCUUCGGUACCAAUGAGAUAAGUGGUGAUACCAUAUGGAGUGAUGCUGUGAGGUCUUCGACUUCCCAUAUGAUUGAUAUUGACAUCCACGAAAGAUGGAUAGAGAAUAAAGAGAAACUCGACGAACAAGAGCAAAAGGAAUCAGAGGAAAUUAUGAGCAGCCCGGAAAAUACUGAACAGGGCGUUACACAAGUUGCUACAGAAGACGACCAAUGGGAAAUGGAGUUGAAAAAUUGGGAGAAUCAAACUGGUCUCAAUGCCAUUAGACGAUAAACUCCGGCAUAAACCACCAAGAUUGUAUAUAUAUUCAUGUACUUAUUUUAAUAAUGAACUAGCCAACGUCAAGUCUUCGUCUCCACUGUAUCCCUUUAAGAACUCAGCCAAUGAUUUGCUGUGAGAAUCGAUUUUCUUGGUCAAUUCAACAACCAUUCUUUUGCUUUCGUUCAAUACCUCAACUUGUUUCUUCAAUUCAUAAGGAUCUGCAUUGUUUGUUCUCAUCUGAUCCACAAGGCUCGCCUGUUCGGCAGUUUCUUGAUUAUACAAGGAUUCUUCCUUUAUGAGUCUUUUCAAAGCGUUGACUUUGAUUUCCAAUGGAGUAGGUGCCAUAUUACCGGACGUGUUGUAU
This is a messenger RNA of Yamadazyma tenuis ATCC 10573, 1421 nucleotides long. RefSeq names its product putative GTPase. Gene Ontology annotation, molecular function: GTPase activity. Gene Ontology annotation, cellular component: cytoplasm. The record is from RefSeq and is a predicted model, not a curated record. NCBI's taxonomy places the organism in Eukaryota, Fungi, Ascomycota, Pichiomycetes, Serinales, Debaryomycetaceae.